AUUAAUAUUACUUUAAAUUUUUUAUAUAUUUUUUUAAGUUUUUUUAUUAAGAAUUUUAAUUAUAAUAAUUUAAAAAUCUUGUUGAGCAAUUCAAAAAGCAUAAAAGCAACAUAAAUGGCAGCUGAAAAUCACUGUGAAAAUAACAAUUUAAGUGAAUUAUAUGAGAAUCUAAUUGUGAUAGACUGCGGUGCUAACUUAACAAAUAAAAAGUUCUUCAAAGAUUUAGAUCAAGUCAUUCAUAGAGCUCAGGAUUCGGGUGUCCGAAAAAUUUUAGUUCAUGGAAGUAACAUAAAAAAUUGUAAAGAGGCAUUGCGCCUCACAAGAAUCUACCCAGGAAUCAUCUACUCAUCAGCUGGAAUUCAUCCAAUGGACUCAAAAAAUGUUAUAGACGAACCAAGCUGUUGGCACGAAUUUGAGGAAAUUUCUAAACAAUCUGAAGUUGUAGCUAUCGGGCCUUGUGGUUUGGACUAUCAUAAAGAUGUUUCUGAGUGUGAAAUACAAAAGGAGAUUUUUAAGCGUCAAAUCAAGCUUGCGUAUGAUAUUCAAAAGCCUCUUUUAAUUCAUGAACGAUCGGCACAAAAUGACGUUAUGGAAAUAUUAUCGAGUUUUCCGGAAUCAGAAUUGCCGCCGAGAAUCGUGAGAAGUUUUAUGGGAACUACAGACGAAGCUCUAAUAUAUUUGAGGGCUGGAUUUUAUUUAUCGCUCACUGGAUUUUUAUGCAAAGAUAAAUCUGAGAAUUCGGUCAGAAAAUUGUUGGAGGAUAAUUUGAUACCUUUGGAUCACUUAUUGGUCGAAAGUGAUGCUCCAUUUAUGUAUCCGAACACGAGAGCAUCGAAACUUUCUACAGAAGUAAAAUCAUGCUUAACUGAACGCUCAUUAAUGUUUCUACAUCGAUACUGCACAUUUCAAAGAAAUGAGCCAUGCUGCCUACCAGCAUUAGUUGAACUGAUAGCAGCCUUUAUGCAGAAGAAACCAGAGGAUAUUGCACUAAGUACAGCAUUCAAUGCUUUAAAGCUUUUUGGAUUAUCGCAGUAAACAGAUCAACGACGUACGAAUACUUUUAUUAUUAUUUUGUUAACGAUAUUUCUUACGACACUUCGACUAUAAUUUAUAUAUGAAUAUUUUUACGUAUUUUUUUUUACAUGUGAAAUUUUAUAUUAAUUAUUUUUAAUUCCAAUUAAUAUGUUUGUUUUCGCAAAGUCAAUCCGUGCACGGCAUUGAUUAUUGAAUUACCUAAUCUCCGUUUCAGUUUCAAAGUUAUUUUUUUCUUCUUCAUAAUAUAACAUUAUUAAGCGUAUUAAAUAGUACAUUAAUCACUAAACAAUAAGCAAUUUAGACUUAAAUCAAGGAAAUAAGGAAAAAAAAGUUUUUGUUAGAAAGACUGAAUUAUGAAGCUUCAAUAUGAAUUUAAAGGAUGUUAUAUUCGUUCAUACUAUUUAACGUCACAUAGAAAAAAACAUCUCACCAAAAAUAUUAUCCACCUAUGAAAUCUCUCUUACUAUGACCUAUGGAUAUGCGAUUUAUCAUAUUAUUAUUAUUAAUGUAAUUUUUAAGUUUGAUAAUUUUUCUCAUGAAUGAUUGUGUUUAUUAAAUUGAAGGUGCUUCGAAUCGAAUAUUAAAAAGUGAUCAUUUGUUUGAAAGUAAGUGCCAUAUAAUUGGAUAUAAUGCUGUAAAUACCGGUACUAUUAAAAUAAUAAUUUUUGUAAAAGUGCC
Chironomus riparius is the source of this 1713-nucleotide messenger RNA. The record is from the annotation of a GenBank genome assembly. Lineage: Eukaryota; Metazoa; Arthropoda; Insecta; Diptera; Chironomidae.